This is a messenger RNA of Dentiscutata erythropus, 708 nucleotides long. The record is from the annotation of a GenBank genome assembly. Lineage: Eukaryota; Fungi; Glomeromycota; Glomeromycetes; Diversisporales; Gigasporaceae.
AUGCUUGAAAAGUUGCAGGAUCGAGUACAUGCUGGUAAACUAUUGGCCGAUGAAAUAGCGAGGAAAUAUAAUAAUGAUAAUAAUGAUGUUAUUAUUUUGGCUUUACCAAGAGGUGGAGUACCCGUUGCCUAUCAGAUUUCACAACGCAUUAAAGCUCCUUUAGAUGUCUUUUUAGUCAGAAAAAUUGGUGUCGAAGGCCAUGAGGAAUUGGCCAUGGGUGCCAUCACGGAAACAUCCACCAUAUAUAAUGAAGAUAUUAUCGCUAUGCUUCACAUUAAUGAAGAAUCGAUUGAACGCGUUAUUAAACGGGAGAGUGCCGAACUGCAACGUCGCAAUGAAAAGUAUAGAAAAGGAAAACCAGCCCCCGAUGUUACCGGAAAGACCACGAUUCUUUUCGGUCGUUCAUUCUUUGCAUUUAAUUCAUUUAUUUAUCAUUUUUGUUAUAUCAGCAAUCCUAAAAAAAUAGUCAUUGCCGCCCCUGUCGCAGCACCAGACACUCUUAAAAAAAUGAGUAAAGAAGUUGAUGAUACCAUUUGUCCUUUGACGCCAAGGAAUUUAGGUGGCAUUGGAGCGUGGUAUAAAGAUUUUACUCAGACUGAAGAUAAUGAAGUUAUAGAAAUAUUGGAAAGAACUAAUCGUGAUUUUCCCGUUCCCACUAUAUCGGCCGAAGAGACAGCAAAGCUUCAGAAUGAGGCUAUUGUGGAGUAA